ACAGAGACUAGGGUGUGUGAACUAUGCAUCAGUCACUUAUAAUUACCUCUCACCCGAAAGACGGAAAAUAAGGAGGUUAAGUGACUUGCUCAGGCUUGAUGAACCAACUGAUUUCACAUACUGGAAAACUAAAGCGCGCCACACUUAUUCCAAAGCAAUCUCCCACAAUGCAUCGAAAACCAAGGAGUAUAUUAUCCUUGGACAAAACCAGGAACUGAGAAAUGGACGACAUUGUGUUUACAGAAGAUGACAUUCAGCAGCAACUGAUUUUGCUGGGCUACGACAAUAUACCGAGACACAGGCUCCAUGAAUUCAAAAAAGAUCUUGAGCAACUGAUAAGACACGAAAGAUCAAAAAGUCAGAACUCCAGUGAAAGGGACUCCCCUCAAUCCUACAGCAGCGACGACAGGAAUACCCCUGCUUACGGUUCCCAGAGUGAAGCCACUUACACCCAUAAGCCAUUUGCUACUUCUAGAGAGAUGUUUCCACAACCAGAAAGACAAGUGCCGUUGUCUACAUAUGGAACUGAGCAUCCCAGCACUACUGCAAGGUUCCAGCAGUACGAUUCCUGCAUCAUGCACUCUUUGACAUUUCCACGGCCCACUUCUGCCCCCUGCAGGCUAGAUGCAGAGAACAGCAAAGAAAGCAUAAUGGGCACUUUAGAGUUUGAUUCAUCUAGUUCAAGCCCAAACAGACAGCAGGGAUUUUACGGGAAACCUGCAAUCAAGAGAAAAGUACUGAGGAAACAGAAUGGGCAGGUUAAUGUCUGUGAUGAAUCUGUCCAUAGCGAAGCAGAAUCAGAUGCUGCCAGUACACUGGAGGACAGACUCGUCAGACUUCAUAAGUGUUCUGAAGUGUCAGACUUUGACCUGGAGACUGAAAUUGGGAGCUUGAGUGAGCGAUCCAGCUCCGAUGAGAGAAGACCUCGCUCUGCCUUUCAGCUCUGUGCAAGAGAUGUUUUGAGAUCUGCAGAAACUGAGCGUGAUUCACGAAGUUCAAGUCGACCCAAGUCUUUUAUCCGGCCACAACUGGAUCACCCUCACACAAGGAACCUAAAGAAAACUGAUCCUGUUUCAAAGUAUUUUCAGUACAAACAAGACUGGGAAGCUUUCAAACCGCCUGGAGAAAAAGAACGAAAGGGGCUGCGUUGGGGAAUAAGGGAACAAAUGCUGUACAAGAACCAACUACCACCUAAGCCCCAGCGCAUUUAUGUUCCCAAUACUUACGAAGUGCCAACUCAGAAAAAAAGGUUAGCACUGAGAUGGGAAGUACGACAUGAUUUGGCAAAUGGAUCAAUGCCACAGAAGAUAUUUUAUCCAUUUUAGCAAAAGUACAACUACUGUGCCUUGUACUGUAGCUAUACAGUAAAUUAACCACUGGUAUUUAGUCAACAGUUCAUGGAUGUAUCUCAGUAGGCACAAUUUGUCUUUUGUAAUGCAGUGGAAGAGACCAUGUCUGCUAAUUUUGCUAUAUACAGUUGUGGUGUUUUAUUAAAUAUCUUGUUUUCUAUGCCUUAACAUUGUGUUUUUUAAAUGUUUGUUUUUAUCAGGUGUGGCAAUUUGUGGUAGACAUGAGUUAUUGUAUUUAUUAAAAUGCUGUACAUACAAAAUAAAAUGUUCUUUUUUUCUCCA
Molecule: messenger RNA, 1631 nt
Organism: Acipenser ruthenus (sterlet)
Lineage: Eukaryota; Metazoa; Chordata; Actinopteri; Acipenseriformes; Acipenseridae
Product: centriolar and ciliogenesis-associated protein HYSL1-like
Exons: 12
Coding region: 222-1325 (367 amino acids)
Biological process (GO): cilium assembly
Cellular component (GO): non-motile cilium; centriole
Source: RefSeq, a predicted model, not a curated record